GUGCUAAAAGUAUGCGGCCAAACGGUGGACUCAGGAAAGACGUACGUCGGAAACCAGAGCCUGUUCGCGAACGCUCUCUGGGAUCUGAGCGUGUGUUUCCGACAUCAGCCUGACACCAUGUCGCGACUCAACAAACUCAUUCAGGCCCUCCAAGAGAUGAACAAAUUCCACACCAUGCUGCUCGACCAGGCCUCCAGAACUAUACUCAAGAAUCUCACUGUCUUCGUCAAAGAAAACAUAAAGGGUGUGAAAGAAUCGCGUCACCACUUCGACAAGAUCUCGGCCGAGUUUGACCUGGCAUUGGGUCGCAAUGCGCAAGCGCAGAAGACUCGCACCUCGGAAAUAGAGGAAAGCCAGCAUUUACUGGCCGCCACUAGGAAGUGUUUCCGCCACACGGCACUCGAACACGCCCAGUGUGUCACCCUCCUGCAGGCCCGCAAAAAGCAUGAGAUACUAGGCACGGUCACUACUGUCCAUAUGCACGCCUGUAACACUUACUUCCAUCAAGGUUACGAUCUUUGUGAAAGUCUACAGCCUUUUUUCCGCCAGUUGGAUGAUGAGGUAACAGACAUGCGGCAGGACUGUUUGAAACUGGAGAAAUCUCUCAACAACCGUCACUCUCUGGUCACAGACGACCGAUCUUCUCCCUAUGGGGGGUAAGGGGGGACCAAGGGUGCGCCCCGCCUACAGGGCUAUCUGUACAAACGAUCGUCAAACGCCUUCAAAACCUGGAAUAGACGCUGGUUUAGUUUAAACGACACUCAGCUGGUGUAUCGCAAACGGACUGGUGAAAAGCGUGACAGUAAUGAGGAAGACCUGAGAAUUUGCACCGUGAAGCCCGCCCAUGACGCCGAGAGGCGAUUCUGCUUUGAAGUACUAUCGCCCACCAAAAGCCAUAUGUUACAAGCCGACUCGGAAGAGAUCUCAGCAUGGGUGACCGCUCUACAGCGAGGCAUAGGAGCUGCCAUACAGCAAACGCCUUGUACGGCUGAAGAAAGGCGGGGAAGGAGAGAUGAAGGACGGGAAGAGGAGGAGGAAGAAGAAGAGGAAGAGUGUGGAGGAGGAGAAGGAGGUGUGGAGGAGGAGAUCGGAAGGAGAGUGUAGGAGGAGAAGUGACGAGAUGGAUAAUAGGAAUACUACAGGAUCUAACCAAGAUGGAGAUAGGAAGGUU
Nilaparvata lugens (brown planthopper) is the source of this 1171-nucleotide messenger RNA. Its product is annotated as arf-GAP with coiled-coil, ANK repeat and PH domain-containing protein 2. Gene Ontology annotation, molecular function: GTPase activator activity; protein binding. The record is from RefSeq and is a predicted model, not a curated record. Lineage: Eukaryota; Metazoa; Arthropoda; Insecta; Hemiptera; Delphacidae. Gene Ontology annotation, cellular component: cytoplasm.